AUGUCUAGUCAAAGUCGUAUUCAUUUCAUUCCUGGUGUAAAGGAAACUCUCAAAAAAGACAAAACACUGAAUGAAAGCAGUAUUCCUUGUAAGAUUGGCUCGAAAAUAACUUUAGAAGAGUAUAAUAACUUUCUUAUGUGUAAAGAGUCUUCUAGAUACAAAUUUCAACAAAAAAAUAAUAGUAACAUAUAUGUAAUAGACAUGAGUAACCCUGAACAUUUCUAUGUAGUUUCAUUGUUACAAGAUUAUUUCAAGGCUGCUAAUGGGAAGUCUUCAUUAAUUCACCAAUACGUGUUACUGGUGAUGGAUGUAAGAGAAUUCCUACUCUUAGCUAAUCGUCAGAAUAUUGGCCAAUUGAUCGAAAAAUGUCAAAAUUGGUUAAAUAUAGUUCAUGUUCGAUAUGUUCUUGGAAUUAAAUUUCAUGAUAAAAGUGAAAGUUAUGAUGACCAAGGACUCAACCAAGUUUUCUGGGAUCCUCCAACAAUUCCAGUUGAUGUUGAAUACAUGUCAGUUGUCACUCCUGCAGUUACUCUUGCUAACUUUACUAUCGAUUU
Molecule: messenger RNA, 554 nt
Organism: Funneliformis geosporum
Lineage: Eukaryota; Fungi; Glomeromycota; Glomeromycetes; Glomerales; Glomeraceae
Source: the annotation of a GenBank genome assembly